AUGUCAAAGAAGAUCUCUGCUUCAUUAGCCCGGAGUGGCGAUGGAGAUUUUAUCAGCAACGUCCAUAUAGCUGAGAGAACCCGACAUCGGACUACAAGCUGCAACCAUAACGAAUUAUGCGAAGCGUGCGAAGAGAUUGAGCAGCAUUUGAAAGAUUCACUCAGCAGCAAACCUCCACAAGUCAUCUCCGAGAAAGGGGAACUCACUUUGAUGGGAAUUUUAAGGCAAAUUCGAAGCAAAACCUGCUCCAAAUGUUUCCGUCCACGGCAGUGUCCGUUGUGCAGAAAGCUUUGCGAAAUCCUGGACUUGGACAACCCUGAUAUUAGUGAGAACACUUAUCUGACAUUCAAACUAGACGAGCGACCCCUAAGGAACUCUGACAUACAUCGGGUGAUAGAAGAAAGGAAAAAGACAGCUGAAGUUGAUGAAAAAUCCAUGCUCGGAUUAAGGCCGCUCCUGUUUAAGAUUUACGUUGACUCCCCAUUGCUUCAAGACAAGGAACUUUUCCUUACUGCUGUCUCUCCUUUCACAUGUUUUAGCGAAUCAGGGCCAUAUCAAUCCUCAAUAAGAUUGAUCCAACCUAACACAGUCGACGUCGACUUCGCCCGUCAUUGCCUGGAAGGGUGUAUAGAGAAGCACGGAAAGAUUUGUAAUGAGAUAGAAGACACAGGUUUUCGAUACAAACCACAAAUCUAUUUGCUUGAUUUGGAGGAUCGAUGUCUUGUCCGGUCAACAGUCGACGCCGACUAUGUCGCCCUGAGUUACGUCUGGGGCCCGCAGAACGGAAAUUUCCAAUGCAAAGUGGAUAACCUUGGACGAUUCAUCCAGCCAGGCAGUAUGAACGAUUCUGAGUUUUUCAAAGUCCCGGCACUGAUACAAUCUGCGAUUGAUUUUACCCAGAAAGUCGGAAAACGAUACCUUUGGGUCGAUCGAUACUGUAUUCUUCAAGAUGAUGGCCGCCACAAACAUGAGCAAGUAAUGGCAAUGGGUAUAAUUUACGCGCAAGCUUGCUUCACCAUUGUUUCGAUGGAAGGCGACGCGCGAAAUGGACUUCCAGGGCUUGGAUCUUCAGCUGGCAGCAUAACUCCGGCCCGCAAGCGGAAUAUUUAUCACCAAACUCGGGAAUAUCUGGUUCUCUAUGGAUUACGGUACAAAUCAGUACCAUCAAAGGGUUCUUGGACGAGUCGAGGCUGGACCUUCCAAGAACAGAUGUUCUCUCGGCGGAUGGCAAUCUUUGUCAAUGGUAGAAUUGUGUGGAAAUGCAGGACAUCCUUGUGCCAGGAAGAUUUCCGCAGUGAGCUUACCACUGAGAAGCAAAGCCAGAAAGGUCGUUUUGACACUUUCGUCUCACCCGGGUGGCCGGAUAUGCUUUUGUUUCAACGGCUUGUUGAAAAUUACACUAGACGAACACUUACUUAUCCAUGCGACUCGAUAUCAGCUUUCUCAGGCGUUCUCGCCUCUCUACAUGGUUCUUUUCUCGGAGGCUUCCUUUUUGGUCUACCAGAAUUGUAUUUUGAUGUCGCCUUACUUUGGCAGCCAUGUACACCACUUCAGGACCGCAUGGCGCUCGCGGAAUCGACUGGGCUACCGGUUGAACACUUACCUACUUGGUCUUGGUGUAGAUGGCAAGGCAAAAUCAACUUCGAACCAUGGGCUGCAGCUGGUGAAUGUUUAUUUCUUUCGCAUUACGAACAAAACAUUUGCAAAACCAUCCCAAUGGUCAGCUGGUUCAAGAUCGACACUCGGUCCGGGGCCCGAAAACCGAUAUAUAACUGGUUUUCGGCAUAUCGAGGGCAAUAUUUCGCUCAAAAUUUCUCUUCGAAAUGGCGAAAGGAUCCGUCUGGCGGUUUCCAACAUCAUGAUAUUGGCCAAUCUAAAAUAUUUCGCUUCCCCAUUCCUGUCCUGCCCAGGCAAAGUACAGCAAACUUCGCUCCACAAGAAGGGAGCUGGAGUACUAGGAUUUUUGGAAGAGUGGAGCGCGCAUAUCUACGUCUUGGAGGAGUAGCUUUGGACGAUAGGAAAUACAGCGAAAAGCCAUUGUACGGUGCUUUCGGAUGGCGUUACCUUCUUUCUGGAUGUGGUGACAUAGUUGGAGUAAUCUGGAGCUGCAUCGACAAGUCCCAAGACAAGAAGAGAGCGGAAUGCAUUGCGAUUUCGAAAGGCGAGCUGCAUCUGGUACCUCCAGGUCACUUUUUAGGGGUUUCGGAAAUGCAAUUUCACAGCUGGGAGGUUUCGCGAAGAAUUAAGACCGGGUAUUAUCGGUUCUACAACGUCAUGUUGGUCGACAGGACGGACCAGGUAGCAUAUAGAAGAGCAGUCGGGCGUGUAGAUCAGGAUAUCUGGGAUCGUUUACGACGUGAAACGAUCGAGAUUCUGCUCGGCUAG
Rhinocladiella mackenziei CBS 650.93 is the source of this 2385-nucleotide messenger RNA. RefSeq lists its product as uncharacterized. The transcript has a single exon. Lineage: Eukaryota; Fungi; Ascomycota; Eurotiomycetes; Chaetothyriales; Herpotrichiellaceae. Bases 1 to 2385 code for a protein of 794 amino acids. The record is from RefSeq and is a predicted model, not a curated record.